This is a messenger RNA of Pterocles gutturalis (yellow-throated sandgrouse), 1706 nucleotides long. RefSeq names its product RAD54 homolog B (S. cerevisiae) (gene RAD54B). Gene Ontology annotation, biological process: double-strand break repair via homologous recombination; reciprocal meiotic recombination. The annotation marks the transcript as partial. The record is from RefSeq and is a predicted model, not a curated record. NCBI's taxonomy places the organism in Eukaryota, Metazoa, Chordata, Aves, Pterocliformes, Pteroclidae. Gene Ontology annotation, molecular function: DNA translocase activity; ATP binding; ATP-dependent chromatin remodeler activity. The transcript is spliced from 8 exons. Gene Ontology annotation, cellular component: nucleus.
ACUGUAUUUGCCAACAUCAGGGACAGCAAAGGAAGAAGCAGCUCAGGAAGAACCUGACUGCCAUGCAAAAUAUUUCAGCGUUGUGUGGUGUAAGGCAUCAAAGAAAAAGCACAAGAAGUGGGAAGGUGAUGCUGUUCUUAUUACAAAAGGAAAGUCAGUAAUAUUGAAAGACAUGGAAGGCAAAGACAUUGGGAGAGGUACUGGAUAUAAAUCUAAAGAGCUAGACAGUCUUGCUGAAGGCCAAACACUGAUGGUUGGAGGAAAAGAAAUUGAAGUGAUGGGUGUAAUUUCAGCAGAUGACUUCAGCAGUGGCAGGUGUUUUCAGAGUGGAAUAGGGAUUCAUGACACAGUCCCAACUGCUUUAUCUCAAACUAAUAUGAAGCCAUUCUGCAAACCAUUCAAAAGAGCCUGCCAGUCCAAUACUAAAGAGAAUAUACUCAAAGAUUCCCAAAGCUACAAACCUCGCCACGAUCCAAAUGCUCCAAAUUCUCUAGUUAUGCCAAGACCAAAUGCAAGUCAUCAGUGGACAUUCAAUAAGGCUGAUUUACCUGUGGUGGAUGUAGUUGUGGACCCUUACAUUGCAAAUAAUCUCCGACCGCAUCAGAAAGAAGGAAUUAUAUUUCUAUAUGAAUGUGUAAUGGGAAUGAGGGUUAGUGGCAGAUUUGGAGCUAUUCUUGCUGAUGAAAUGGGCUUAGGAAAAACGUUGCAAUGCAUUGCAGUUGUCUGGACUCUUCUGCGUCAAGGGGUCUAUGGUUGCAAGCCUGUACUAAAGCGAGCACUAAUUGUCACCCCUGGGAGUCUGGUAAAAAACUGGAAAAAAGAAUUUCAGAAAUGGCUGGGAAGUGAAAGGAUCAAAGUCUUUACAGUUGAUCAGGACCACAAAGUAGAAGAAUUCAUCAGUUCUCCGCUUUAUUCAGUUUUGAUAAUCAGUUAUGAGAUGCUACUGCGAUCUUUGGAUCUAAUUCAGGCUAUAGAAUUUAACCUCCUAAUCUGUGAUGAAGGACAUCGUCUGAAAAACAGCUCUAUUAAGACAACUACAUCCCUCACCAGUCUGUCUUGUGAGAGGAGAAUUAUCCUUACUGGUACUCCAAUCCAAAAUGACUUGCAAGAAUUUUAUGCCUUAAUAGAGUUUGUGAAUCCAGGAAUACUUGGUUCUUUAUCCACAUAUAGAAAGAUAUAUGAGGAACCGAUUGUCAGAUCUAGAGAACCUUCAGCAACAAAGGAGGAAAAGGAAUUAGGAGAAAAAAGAGCAGCAGAACUCACACGCCUCACUGGACUCUUUAUUCUUAGGAGAACACAGGAGGUGAUAAACAAAUUUCUGCCCCCCAAGAAGGAGAGCAUAAUCUUCUGCCGACCAACAGCACUGCAACUUGAAUUGUAUCGAAAACUGCUUAGUUCUCAAGUUAUUAGGUCUUGUCUACAAGGCAGGAUAGAAAACAGUCCUCACCUAAUAUGUAUAGGAGCCUUGAAAAAACUUUGCAAUCAUCCAUGUCUUCUGUUUAAAGCUAUAAAGGAAAAAAGCUGUGAUCCUAUGUCUGAUGAACACGAUGAGUCCAGUCUCUAUGAAGGUCUAAUAGACGUCUUUCCACAAGAUUAUACUUCGGAUACUUUCUCUGAAACUGAUUCAGGAAAAUUGCAGGUGCUGGUGGAGUUGUUAGCAGCAAUCCGUGAGCUCAACUCUUCUGAAAGGCAAGUGCCAAAGAAAG